ACGCCCCCGCAGCGCCAGUGCGUGGAGUACGCGCUCAAGGCGCAGCCGCUGCGCCGCUACAUCCCCAAGAACCGCACGCAGCACCGCGUCUGGGCCAUGGUCAACUCCACCGCCUUCGAGUACAUCAUGUUCGUGCUCAUCCUGCUCAACACCAUCGCGCUGGCCGUGCAGCACUACGAGCAGUCCAAGCCCUUCAACUACGUCAUGGACCUGCUCAACAUGGUCUUCACGGGGCUCUUCACCGUGGAGAUGCUGCUCAAGAUCAUCGCCUUCAAGCCGCGGCACUACUUCUGCGACGCGUGGAACACCUUCGACGCACUCAUCGUGGUGGGCAGCGUGGUGGACAUCGCCGUCACCGAGGUCAAC
Molecule: messenger RNA, 366 nt
Organism: Nothoprocta perdicaria
Lineage: Eukaryota; Metazoa; Chordata; Aves; Tinamiformes; Tinamidae
Product: voltage-dependent L-type calcium channel subunit alpha-1F-like
Exons: 3
Biological process (GO): calcium ion import across plasma membrane
Cellular component (GO): membrane; voltage-gated calcium channel complex
Molecular function (GO): high voltage-gated calcium channel activity
Source: RefSeq, a predicted model, not a curated record